Molecule: messenger RNA, 1342 nt
Organism: Sycon ciliatum
Lineage: Eukaryota; Metazoa; Porifera; Calcarea; Leucosolenida; Sycettidae
Product: DAZ-associated protein 2-like
Exons: 3
Coding region: 185-763 (192 amino acids)
Source: RefSeq, a predicted model, not a curated record
UCAUUCAUUUUCGAUUGAUCGCAACAAUUGCAAGAAGAAGGGAAAACUGUGACCAAAAUUAUUAGUUCUAGUUUCAUCAAACAACAAUAUACGAGUCGUACCAGAAACAGCUGUACAACUUACUUUGAGCUAGGAAUAACCAAGCGAAUACGGAAUAGCGGUAGUUAUAAACAUUCCAGUCAGGAUGCCAUUCGGAAAGACGUGCUCGCAGAAAGCCUCGCCAAUAACAAUGGUAACGGUAUCAUCAUAUCCCAGACAGAAUGCAGCAGUCUAUCCAACUCAACGGUCAGCCUAUCCGACACAACAAGCAGCACCUGUAACAGCAGCUUCAUCCAAGCCAUUCGUUGAGCCGCCAAUGGUUGCCCCAGUAGCUCCCUGCCCAGGACAGUGCCAGCUACCAAUCCCAGCACAGCCCUAUCCGCCAGCCUACGCCCCUCGCGAGUCGGACGCUCCUCCAGCAUACCCUGGACUCCACAGUGCCAGCACCGGACCAGCAUAUCCUGUGGUGGCUCGACCAGUCGCAUCCGCAAAUACCGUAGCUUCUGUUCAUGUUCUCGUAAAAGGCCAACCGACCGUUGUGUUCGAGGCAGAUGCAAGAUUUGGUGGUCCAGGGCGUGGUGGAACAUUCACAGUUCCGCCACCACCACCCGGCUAUCAGGCAACACAUGCACAGCUGGCGGCUGCCAGUGGACUUGCGGUGAAAGUCGAGCGGAAGAAGACGACCUUUGUGUACGGUGGCGGAGAUGCGGGCAUGUCGUGGUGAAUACGAUUGCAGUAGGAACACCAACUCGACAGGUUGGUCAAGCCGAGGAUGAGACACUGCCAGCGCUAGGCAGCCCCGCUAAACUAACACUAUGUUCAUGCAUCUAUCUCGGCUGGAAGCACACAUCCAUCGUUGUACCGGGCUCCCUUUGAUAUGAUUCUUUGUCCAAGCUGAGUUACGUCUACUGAUGAGUCUAGCCUUUAUAACACCACUCAGUGUUGCAUGCAUGCACAUUCGCCGUGCCAACCAUAUGCUAUGACAUGCUAACUUUGAGUACACGUUUUCAAUGGCAAAUUGGGCAUGUGGGAAAACUUCCGUACAUCAGCUGCUGAACACAAUUGUAAUCCCACACUGUAAAAAUGUUCUUCUUGAAAACUUGAUAACAGCCGCCAUAAUUCUGUUGUAUUUUUUUUAAACAAUGCCAUCCCACAUACGCUAUCAUCAGUGAAAAGGCAGUCACCACACACCUGACCACACAUGCUGUAUAGGCCAAGAACAAUGACUGUUAUCAUACUUCAUCACGGUAUUAUAUUUAUCACCGCAGCAUUUUUUUUAAUCCUAAAAAUUAUCAAUACUCAA